Molecule: messenger RNA, 972 nt
Organism: Lactuca virosa
Lineage: Eukaryota; Viridiplantae; Streptophyta; Magnoliopsida; Asterales; Asteraceae
Source: the annotation of a GenBank genome assembly
AUGUUAUUGGGGAAGGAUAAAUAUUCUUUGAUGUUGAAGUCCUCAAAAUUCAGCAAAGAUAUAUUUCGUGAGAAGUUAGUAAGAGCAAUUGUCAUGCACAACUUACCAUUAUCAUUUGUGGACUAUAGUGGUAUUAAAGAAUUGUUUGAAUAUGUGUCGGAAGAUUUGAAUUUAAUAUGUCGAAACACUGUGAGAUCUGAUAUUGUGAAUAUGCACAAGAAAGAAACGAACAAGUUAAAAUCAUUUCUAAAGGAAGCACCAGGUCGUAUUUGCUUAACUUCUGAUUUGUGGAUUUCUAUUACUAUUGAUGGGUACAUUAGCCUUACAGCUCAUUUCAUUGAUGAAAAUUGGAUUUUGCAGAAAAGAUUGUUGAAUUUUUCUGAUAUGCCACCUCCCCACAAUGGAAUUUCAUUGAGUGAAAAAGUUUACUCUAUGCUUGCGGAUUGGGGAAUAGAAGGUAAGUUGUUUUCCAUAACAUUAGACAAUGCUUCCGUGAAUGACACUUUUGUUAAUAUCUUGAAGUUGCAAUUGAAUGUUAGGAAAGCACUUAUUAAAGAUGGUCAAUUUUUUCAUAUAAUAUGUUGUGCUCACAUUCUAAAUUUGAUAGUUCAAGAUGGGUUGAAAGAGAUUGAUGGUUGUGUUUCUAAAGUAAGAGAAAGUGUGAAGUAUGUCAAAGCAUCUCAAGCUCGCAAACGACAAUUUGUGGAUUGUGUGAAGUUAGUUAGUUUGGAUCCAAAACGGGGGUUAAGACAAGAUGUUCCAACAAGUAAUUCUGCAAUGAGAAACAAUAAUGGCUCAACUUUGAAUAAUGUGAAUGAGUCUAACGAAAGCUUGGAUGAAAUUGGUAGCGGUAUAAAUGUCAAUGAAGCUUGGAAGGAGUUCGACUCGUUUGAUUACGAGUAUGUUGUUUCAACUAAAAAGUCCGAACUUGACUUAUAUUUGGAGGAGCCCCGGAUGCCAAGAACAACAUAG